This is a messenger RNA of Rosa rugosa (rugosa rose), 1287 nucleotides long. Its product is annotated as methylsterol monooxygenase 2-2. The record is from RefSeq and is a predicted model, not a curated record. Gene Ontology annotation, biological process: 4-alpha-methyl-delta7-sterol oxidation; sterol biosynthetic process. NCBI's taxonomy places the organism in Eukaryota, Viridiplantae, Streptophyta, Magnoliopsida, Rosales, Rosaceae. The coding region runs from base 167 to 1012 and encodes 281 amino acids. Gene Ontology annotation, molecular function: iron ion binding; C-4 methylsterol oxidase activity. The transcript has 7 exons.
UAUAUAAACAAAAGGCUCCAAAUCAUAAAGAACCCAGACUCCCUCUGACAGUCUGUACCGCUCUCACAUCUCGUGCGGUGUUUACUGAGACUCUCACACCUUCUCUUAUUAUAGAGGAGAGAGGGCACCACUUACAUCAGCAGCUCCUGCUUCCUCCCAAGCUUUCAUGGCUUCCAUUGUUGAAUCUUGCUGGCGGUAUCUCAUCACAAAUUUCAACGACUUUCAACUGGCAUGCCUAGGAAGUUUCUUUCUCCAUGAGAGUGUUUUCUUCUUGUCCGGACUUCCUUUUAUAUAUCUUGAGAGGGCAGGAUGGUUAAGCAAGUACAAGAUUCAGGCAAAAAAUAACAGCCCAGCAGCUCAGGAGAAAUGUAUCACUCGCCUGGUGCUAUAUCAUUUUUGUGUCAAUCUGCCAGUUAUGAUUGCUUCCUAUCCUGUCUUCAGAUUCAUGGGGAUGCGAAGUAGUCUUCCAUUGCCGUCCUGGAAAGUGGUUUCAACACAGAUAAUUUUCUACUUCAUCCUAGAGGAUUUCAUAUUCUAUUGGGGACAUAGGGUUCUGCAUACAAAAUGGCUGUACAAGCAUGUGCACAGCGUUCAUCACGAAUAUGCUACACCUUUUGGACUGACUUCGGAAUAUGCUCACCCGGCUGAGAUAUUAUUCCUUGGCUUUGCUACAAUUGUCGGUCCUGCCAUAACUGGGCCUCAUCUGAUCACUCUGUGGUUAUGGAUGGUACUCAGAGUGCUGGAGACAGUUGAGGCACAUUGUGGUUACCAUUUCCCAUGGAGCCUCUCCAACUUCUUACCUUUAUAUGGAGGUGCUGAUUUUCAUGAUUAUCAUCACCGUUUGCUUUAUACCAAGUCUGGCAACUAUUCAUCAACUUUUGUUUACAUGGACAGGAUAUUUGGAACCGACACCGGUUACAGAAAGUUGAAAGCACUGGAGAAAGCUGGAGUUGAAGAUUAUGGCGAGGGUACGUGCUAUGGCAAGGGUACAUGCAACGGCAAGGAGAUGUAACAAGGGAGCCGGGUUUUUUCGAACUAGCUGGACAUUAGUAAAUUUGGUUCUUUUCUGUAGGAGCAUUUCCAAGGAGGUCUCUGUUUAUUGCCCCUCCUCAUCUUGUGUGCAACCACCUUUUGUGUUUAAUUUUUUAAUUUUUCUCAUUUUGAGCUAAUGCUAAAUUGGAAUCAUUAGGAGCUUUAUGCAGACACUUAUGGCCUCCUAUUCCUUGAAUGAAGCUGUCCUUUUAGCCAUUCCAGCUUCAUGAAAAGAUUGCUGGUCAAUUUUUUCAA